Trifolium pratense (red clover) is the source of this 2331-nucleotide messenger RNA. RefSeq names its product DNA topoisomerase 2-like. NCBI's taxonomy places the organism in Eukaryota, Viridiplantae, Streptophyta, Magnoliopsida, Fabales, Fabaceae. Bases 1 to 2331 code for a protein of 776 amino acids. The record is from RefSeq and is a predicted model, not a curated record. Gene Ontology annotation, biological process: resolution of meiotic recombination intermediates; DNA topological change; sister chromatid segregation. The transcript has 9 exons. Gene Ontology annotation, molecular function: DNA binding; ATP binding; DNA topoisomerase type II (double strand cut, ATP-hydrolyzing) activity. Gene Ontology annotation, cellular component: nucleus.
AUGACGGUGGCAGGCAGCGGCGGUGACGAGAUGGAGCAACAAGAUUCUAGACCAGGUGAUGUAUCUAACAUCCCUAAGUUAGAAGAUGCCAAAUUUGCCGGUAAAGACUCUCAAAAGUGUACCUUGAUAUUGACAGAGGGUGAUUCUGCCAAAUCCCUUGUUAUGAUGGGACUCACCGUAGUCAACAAUCGAGAACAUUAUGGUGUCUUUCCUCUGAGAGGAAAGCUUCCCAACGCAACUAGAGCAUCAAUGAAAAAGGUGUUGAAAAACAAUGUCAUCAACAAUUUAACAAGAAUUCUUGGCUUAGUUUGUGACGAGAAUGUCCUUGGUAAGAAGAAUGGUGUUGAUAUAAGGAAGUCUCUAAGAUAUGGCCGCAUACUUCUUAUGAUGGAUCAAGAUCAUGAUGGAUCGCACAUUAAAGGAUUGGUGAUUAAUUUAAUACAUAGGAUGUGGCCAACACUAGUUCGAACUACAAAUUGUCAGUUUAUCUAUCAAUUCACUACUCCAAUCGUCAAAGCCACUCAUUCUAAAUCAGAUAUGGUUAAAUCAUUUUACACCAUUCAAGCUUUCGAAGAUUGGAGAAAAGAUGAAAAUGAUGUGUCAAGUUGGACAACUAAAUACUACAAGGGAUUGGGUAAUAGUACUGAUCAAGAAGCGAUUGAUUACUUUAAAGAGAUGGAUAAGAGUAUAAAUAUUUUCACCUGGAAAGAUGAAUUGGAUAGCAAAGCAAUAGAGGUUGCCUUUGACAAAACAAAAGUUAAAGAUCGAAAGGAUUGGAUCCUUAGUUUUCAGUCCAACAAUUAUUUGGAUAGAGAUGAAAAAUAUAUACGAUUCAAAGACUUCAUUGAUAAAGAAUACAUUUUAUAUGCUAAAGCAAAAUUAAGAAGAAACAUUCCAUCUAUCAUGGAUGGCCUUGUUCCUGCCCAAAGGAAAAUUCUAUACUGUUCUUUUAAAAAGAAUUUGGUCAAAGAAAUUAAAGUGAACCAAUUUGUUGGUUGUGUCUCAUGGGAAUGUGCAUAUCAUCACGAUGAAGAAUGUCUCGCCCAAACGGUCAUUAAAAUGGCACAAAAUUUUGUUGGAAAGAAUAACAUCAAUCUUUUGAAACCCAUCGGUCAAUACGGCAGUUGUAACUUGGCCGGUAAAGACCACGCUAGUCAUAGAUAUCUAAACACGGAACUUAGUCCUGUUACUCGUUACCUCUUCUGCAAUGAUGAUGAUAAAAUACUUAACUAUAAUAUGGAUGAAAAUGGAAAGACUAUUGAACCAAAAUGGUUCUUGCCCGUCAUUCCCAUGGUUCUUGUCAAUGGUAGCCAAGGGAUUGGAAUAGGCUGGAAUUCAUUUGUUCCAAAAUAUAACCCAAAAGAUAUUAUUAACAAUAUAAAACGCAAGUUCAAUGGUGAAUCCUUAGAAGAAGAUAAAAUGACUCCGUGGUAUAAAGGUUUUAAAGGCACCAUUGUGCGAAAAGACAAGGGGAUAUAUCAUAUCGAUGGUUUAGUAACCCACGGAAAAGGAUACACCUACCACAUAAAAGAGCUACCGAUAGGGACAUCGAUUGAAGGUUAUAAAAAAUACCUAAAAUCUAUAUCUAAAGGGACGGCAAAAAACAAUACUCCUCUCAUUAAGGAGUUUGAACAAAUAGGAGAUAGUAGAACGGUUGGAUUCCAUAUCGAGUUUAUCCAAGCUCCAUCCAAAGAUGAUGAUUUAAUUGAAAUCUUAAAUUUGAGAACCACAAUUUCAACUAAUGAUAUGCAUCUUUAUAACAAAAGAAAUCAUAUAGAGAAGUUCAACUCCGCAGAAAAAAUUCUUGAACACUUUUAUUAUGAACGAUUGGAGAAAUAUAAGAAGAGAUGGGAUGUCAUGUUGCAAAACAUUGAAUCUGAUUUGAUAGAUAUGGAGAACACAAAAAAGUUUGUAAUGUUGGCCAGAAGUCGGAAAUUUGGUUUUUUGACAGAAGAUAGCAAAGAUUUGCGAAAAAUUUGUAUGGACCACAACAUUGCUGCUGAUUCUAUCCAGUCUCUUUUAUCUUUACCUUUAAGUGCUUUUUCUAAUGAAGGGUUAAAGAAAGUUGAAGAUAAAAUACAAGAGAAGGAAGAGGAGAAGAAUGCUCUUUUUAAUAAAACGGAAAUUCAAUUGUGGAAGGACGACUUGGACACAUUUGAAGAAGAGUGGCAGAAAGAAGAAGCAAGUUGGAAAAGUGAUACAAUGUCACAAGCAUGCCCAAUUUGUGAACCGCCAAUUAAUAGCAAUGCAGAUAUGGGCCAAGAGUUAUUGGGCCGAGGCAAGAGAACGAUUAAGAAGCCUGGUCACUUAAAUGCCUUCUAUUUAGAGUAA